Molecule: messenger RNA, 768 nt
Organism: Solea solea (common sole)
Lineage: Eukaryota; Metazoa; Chordata; Actinopteri; Pleuronectiformes; Soleidae
Gene: med9
Product: mediator complex subunit 9
Exons: 2
Coding region: 79-378 (99 amino acids)
Biological process (GO): regulation of transcription by RNA polymerase II
Cellular component (GO): mediator complex
Molecular function (GO): transcription coregulator activity
Source: RefSeq, a predicted model, not a curated record
GUUCUAGACUAACUAACGUCUCAAAGGCAAUGACGUACUUCGUGACGUAAAUCGUCUGCGCCGCGGAGCAGGUUCGUGAUGGCGGUGGCUCAGCUGAAGGCAGAGAAAGAGAGCGAUGACUGCUCUCUACUGCCGUUAGUUCAUGAUAUUAUCAAAUGCAUGGACAAGGACAGCCAAGAUAUCCACCAGGAACUAGCGAAGCUGAAGGCAAAGAUCCAGGAGGCUCGGGAGCAGAUCUCCAACAUGCCCGGGAUAGACUGCAGUCCCCUGGAUCAGCAACAGCAGCUGGCUACGCUGCGUGAGCAGGUCCGCACCAAGAACCAGCUGCUGCAGAAAUACAAAAGCCUGUGCAUGUUCGACGUACCGAAGGCAUCGUGACUCUGAAGAAGGACUUUUUGUUUUGCUACGCCCUCACUUAUGUGGCAGACAGACAUUGGAGUCAGAAAGUAAAUGGACGUUGAAAUAAACCAUGGACCGAUGGGGGUUAUGGUUUCGGCCACGCGUGGGUGUCUGAUUGACUGUCCACAAGUAACGACAUUUCUGGGGAUGUAGGUAAUGGGCCAAGGAAGACAUUUUUGUAUUCAUUUGGGAAACUGAGCUGUAAUGGAGAUGUUGUGCUCUCUAUGUGCUUUCUGUAGUUCCUAUUUUGUUAUGAUUUUCUGUAACUAAGAUGACACUUGGAUAUGUUGUGUUGUAGUAUAGGUUUUUCAUUGUGUACAGGUAUCUUUUAUGACACUUAUUUAGUAAUAAAAUUGGCUCACUUUUAAA